AUGGGUAAAUCCUCCAAAGACAAGCGGGAUGCCUACUACCGCCUAGCCAAAGAGCAAAACUGGCGCGCCCGGUCCGCCUUCAAACUCAUCCAAAUCGACGAGCAAUUCGAUCUAUUCGAGCACGAGAACCCAGACAAAGUCACCCGAGUCGUCGAUCUGUGCGCCGCCCCCGGCAGCUGGAGUCAAGUGCUGAGUCGCGUUCUGAUCAAGGGUGAGAGUUUCGGUCGCCGCGCCUGGGUCGAGAAGAAGCGCAAAGAAAAGGAAGCCCUCGAUCGGGUCCGCAAUGGCGACAACACCACCACAGUCACUUCAUCAGAAGACACCGACAUGGCCGAACUGAAACCCCGCAAGAACGUCAAAAUCGUCUCCAUCGACCUCCAACCCAUGGCGCCCCUCGAAGGCAUCACCACCCUCAAAGCAGACAUCACCCAUCCCUCCACCAUCCCGCUCCUCCUGCGCGCCCUGGACCCUGAAGCCUACGACUCCUCCACCUCUUCCACUCCCUCCGCCAUUCGUCCCCCUCACCCCGUCGACCUGGUCAUUUCCGACGGCGCCCCGGACGUAACAGGCUUGCACGACCUCGACAUCUACAUCCAAUCGCAAUUGCUCUACUCGGCGCUCAACCUCGCCCUGGGCGUCCUCCGCCCCGGCGGCAAAUUCGUCGCCAAGAUCUUCCGCGGCCGCGACGUCGAUCUCCUCUACGCGCAACUCCGCACCGUGUUCGAGAAAGUUAGCGUCGCAAAGCCGAGGAGUAGUCGUGCUAGUAGUCUGGAGGCGUUUGUCGUGUGCGAAGGGUUCAUCCCGCCUUCGAUCCAUGCUGGUACGGACGCUCUGAAGAACCCUAUCUUCGGGGGUGUGGCUGUCCCGCCGGCUGUUUCAGCGGAUGGUAAUGUCGGGGUGGAGGUUGUCGAGUUCAUUGCUUGUGGUGAUCUCUCGGCUUGGGAUUCCGAUGCCUCUUAUACGCUCCCGCCGGAUCAUGUCAGUUUGGAUCCGGUGCAGCCGCCUACUGCGCCGCCUUAUCGGCGGGCGUUGGAGUUGAGGAAGGAGAAGGGUGGUGCGUAUGGGAAGACGAAGUUGGGUAGUUUGGGACGGGCGUGA
This is a messenger RNA of Aspergillus niger, 1098 nucleotides long. RefSeq lists its product as uncharacterized. Gene Ontology annotation, molecular function: tRNA methyltransferase activity. Gene Ontology annotation, biological process: tRNA methylation; cytoplasmic translation. The record is from RefSeq and is a predicted model, not a curated record. Gene Ontology annotation, cellular component: cytoplasm. The transcript is spliced from 2 exons. Bases 1 to 1098 code for a protein of 365 amino acids. Lineage: Eukaryota; Fungi; Ascomycota; Eurotiomycetes; Eurotiales; Aspergillaceae.